AUGCCUGGAAUGAUGGGCGACAACCAAUCCCCGGAGGAAGCCUCUGACCCCAUAACCCCAACCAUGCAGCCUGAAAGUAUGGCCUCCAAAGCACGCCAAUCCGCCAGCAGCGUUGCAGAGCGUAUCGCCGCGCCCUUGCAGCCGGGCGAUACAACGCCCACCACCCGCCGUAUGUCUGAUACACCCUCUACCAGCCGUGUCCAUGGCAAGGGCAGCGGCGUGGACGUCGGCGAGGGCUGGAGCGACGUGCAGGCGCAGAAACAAGAGGAUAAAGGCAUGAUGCAGUCUGCGCAGGAGAUGGUUGCGAAGGCGUUGGGGGGUGGUUCGCGGGGAUCUAGCUAG
Molecule: messenger RNA, 342 nt
Organism: Aspergillus ruber CBS 135680
Lineage: Eukaryota; Fungi; Ascomycota; Eurotiomycetes; Eurotiales; Aspergillaceae
Exons: 5
Coding region: 1-342 (113 amino acids)
Source: RefSeq, a predicted model, not a curated record